Molecule: messenger RNA, 1533 nt
Organism: Hydra vulgaris (swiftwater hydra)
Lineage: Eukaryota; Metazoa; Cnidaria; Hydrozoa; Anthoathecata; Hydridae
Source: RefSeq, a predicted model, not a curated record
AUGAGCAAGAUUGCCGUUAUUGGGUUAGGUUAUGUUGGUUUACCUUUAGCCGUUGAAUUUGGCAUAGACAGAACUUUUGAAGUAAAUAAUGAUUAUUUAAAAAGUGUUUUAACAACCAAAACCGAAUUUGCUAGUUUUACAUGCAGCAGUAACUUAGAAGAUAUAAAAGAUUGCAACUUCUAUAUUGUAGCAGUUCCAACCCCCACUGAUAAAAAUAACAGGCCAGAUUUAACAGCUUUAUACAAAGCUAGUGAAGAUGUUGGCAAAGUUUUAAAAAAAGAUGAUAUUGUUAUUUACGAAUCAACAGUAUAUCCAGGUGUUACAGAAGACAAAUGCAUUCCGAUUCUAGAAAAAAUUUCUGGAUUAAAAUUUAAUGUCGAUUUUUUUGCAGGAUAUUCGCCUGAAAGAAUUAAUCCUGGCGAUAAAGAACACACAGUUUCCAAAAUAAUAAAAGUAACAUCAGGUUCAAAUGAAGAAGUGGCUGAAAAAGUUGACCAACUUUACAAAACUAUAAUUGUUGCUGGAACAUUUAAAGCAACAAGCAUAAAAGUAGCAGAAGCUGCAAAAGUAAUUGAAAACUCUCAACGUGAUAUUAACAUUGCUUUUGUAAAUGAGUUGGCGAAAAUUUGUAACUUAAUAGGAAUUGACACAAAUGACGUGCUUGAAGCUGCUAGUACAAAAUGGAACUUCCUUAAAUUUAAACCAGGUUUAGUUGGUGGACAUUGUAUUGGCGUUGAUCCAUACUAUUUAGCACAAAAGGCUCAAGAAUUAGGUUAUCAUCCAGAAAUUAUUUUAGCUGGAAGACGUUUAAACGAUGAAAUGGGUAAAUAUAUUGUCACAGAAACCAUCAAACUGAUGAUAAAAAAGGACGUCAAAGUGAAAGGUGCCGAUAUUUUGGUUUUAGGCUUUACGUUUAAAGAAGAUUGCCCUGAUGUAAGAAACACUAAAGUAAUAAACAUAGUCUCUGAAUUAAAUACCUAUGGAACAAACAUUUUAGUUGUUGAUCCUUGGGCCAGUCUAGAGCAAGUGAGACAAGUGUACAGUAUUGAAGCUUUAAACGAAAUUCCUGCAAAUAAAAAAUUUGAUGCAAUUAUAUUAGCUGUAGGACAUACAAAGUUUUCAAAACUAAACAUUCGAGAUUACUUAAAUGUCAAUAAUGUGGUUUAUGACGUUAAAGGAUUCCUUGAUAAAAAGUUAGUUGAUGCAAGAUUAUAUUGUGCUUAUCGAUAUACGAUUAAUCGAUAUACGAUUAAUCGAUAUACGAUUAAUCGAUAUACGAUUAAUCGAUAUACGAUUAAUCGAUAUACGAUUAAUCGAUAUACGAUUAAUCGAUAUACGAUUAAUCGAUAUACGAUUAAUCAAUAUACGAUUAAUCGAUAUACGAUUAAUCGAUAUACGAUUAAUCGAUAUACGAUUAAUCGAUAUACGAUUAAUCGAUGUACGAUUACUACGAUAUACGACGGAACAAAGUGCAAUACCGCAAAAGCAACAAUGGAUAUUCACAAUAGGAGUUGUCAACAAUGUCUGGACUAA